AUGGCGGUCCUCUCCCUGCUUAUUGGUCUAGAGACUGAGGUCCUACUCUGUGCAAUUGACAUGCAAGACCAGUGCAAAGGUUCUCUUGAAGAGUUUGCCAAGGGUCUGGUCGGACAUUACAACACCAAAGUCAGGGAAAGACCCGGCCAACCCGAGAUGCGUAUGGCAUUUGAUACGUGGCAUGCGAGCGAAGACCCUACAAACUCCCGAUACUGGUCUGUGGCGGAGGAGAUUUCUAUUGACCCGGAUGAAGAUCAUUGGGGUCUCGAGUUAGCAUCACCUAUCAUACGCUACGAAGCUGGAAGCUCAUGGCGCCAGAAGCUGCAUUUGCAUUUCCAAAUAAUCGAGAGCUACGCUGAGAUCAUGAGUGACGUCACAUGCGGUACCCACGUCCACGUAUCCCCAGGAUACAGCAACUGGACUCUGGAACAAGUCAAGAAUGUCUCAAGAAGCAUCCUCUAUUUCGAAGAAGCGUUCGAAGUCUUGCUGCCUCCAGGACGCCGUGGAAAUCGCGAGUGCAGGAGCAAUCGGAUUGAUAAUCCAAAGCUCAAGCACCUGCCCGAUUUGGAAUCUUGUUUUCAAAGGAUCCAAGAGUGCACUGCGAUCGAGUCUCUGAUACAUCUGAUGAAUGCUAAAGAAGAGGACCCCUCCAAUGUCUCUGAGGAUUCGAAUGGGGAGAAAGCCAUGACGGAGCGUCGCUACGGGUUCAACUUCGAAAAUCUCAUGGAGGGCAAGAUUGGGACUAUUGAGUUCCGACGUCCUCCUUGCGUUACCAACUAUCAGGACUGUGUUAUGUGGGCAGAAUUCGGGGCUUCUUUCAUGCAAGCAGCCAUGCAGUACGGUACCAGCCCGGAUCAUUUGCGGACGUAUGGGCCAGAUGUGGCUGGUCUGGCCGCGUUUAUCGGUCAAGCUGCCAUACCAGGCAUGAAUGAUCGAGCGAUUUUGGAAAAGAUGUUUGCCAGAGGGUCCGGUUGCUUGCCAGUUGGGGCGCUGAAAUACCAUCAUUAUUAUUGA
Molecule: messenger RNA, 1014 nt
Organism: Letharia columbiana
Lineage: Eukaryota; Fungi; Ascomycota; Lecanoromycetes; Lecanorales; Parmeliaceae
Exons: 3
Coding region: 1-1014 (337 amino acids)
Source: RefSeq, a predicted model, not a curated record